Pimephales promelas (fathead minnow) is the source of this 688-nucleotide messenger RNA. It is a transcript of the gene polr2d, whose product is annotated as RNA polymerase II subunit D. Gene Ontology annotation, cellular component: RNA polymerase complex. The record is from RefSeq and is a predicted model, not a curated record. NCBI's taxonomy places the organism in Eukaryota, Metazoa, Chordata, Actinopteri, Cypriniformes, Leuciscidae. Gene Ontology annotation, molecular function: nucleotide binding. Gene Ontology annotation, biological process: DNA-templated transcription initiation.
UUAACCGGAAGUAGAAAGUGUUUCAUUGAACGGCGGUAGCUGUAGUGAUGCGACUGUACAUGCAGCAUACAGUGAAGAUUUACUCAUAUUCACAAUAUCUUCUUCAUUACACAGUUAUUGUGUGAUGGCGGCGGGAGGAGCGACGCAAGUGGGCGAUGUGGAGGAGGACGCGUCGCAGCUCAUGUUUCCUAAAGAGUUCGAGAACUCGGAGACGCUGCUGAACUCGGAGGUCCACAUGUUGCUGGAGCAUCGCAAGCAGCAGAACGAGAGCGCGGAGGACGAGCAGGAGCUGUCCGAGGUCUUCAUGAAGACCCUCAACUACACCGCCAGGUUCAGCCGCUUCAAGAACAGAGAGACCAUCGCCAGUGUGCGCAGCUUACUUCUGCAGAAGAAGCUUCACAAGUUUGAGUUGGCAAGUUUAGCCAAUCUGUGUCCCGAGGCUGCAGAGGAGGCCAAAGCCCUCAUCCCAAGCGUGGAAGGCCGGUUUGAAGAUGACGAGUUACAGCAAAUCCUGGAUGACAUUCAGACGAAACGCAGCUUCCAGUACUGAGCUGAUCUGUCCUUCAGUCUCAGUGACCAGAGACUUCCUCUUCCUCUCCGCUCUACGUCUUCUUAUAUCAGUCUGAGCUGAUUUGUCCCUCAUUUUGCCAUUGUUUGGAAAAAAUAAAGUGUUUUUUGAUAAAAUGUA